GGUCACGUUUUCAGUUAGCAACUUUCUAAGACAAAAACGUUUCUUUAACAAAUAAUAAAGUUUUUAUUUGCAGUUUUCUUUAUAAUGUACAUCUAGCUGAACCUGAAAUAACCACAGAAGUGUUUUUCAAACUUGUAGUCAUUUAAAUUAAAGCCCUUUGAUACCCUUUGAAUUUCGGCUCACAGUUUCAAAUGGUGCCUGAUCCAUGCCACCACAUUGAUCUGAAGGAGUGAGGCUCAGUCUCUUUUGGGUGUUACAAAGCUGCUCGUCUUCACUUAGUGAGCCCUGAGACUUGAAGGGUUCUGUGGUGCACGCCUAAGAGACAUUUCUCUGGAUGACUGGCAGAAUUUGUUAUACAGAGGAACUUGAUGCUCUUUGGAAAAGACCAAUUUUGGGCCAAGUCUAAGAGGUGAACCACAAGCUGAGAGAAGACAGACUGGACGACCACAUUGAGAUUUUCAUGCGUAUGGACUAGUGAUGGACAGCUGGACUCUUCAUGGGGACAGCUAUUCCUUGCUGCGCAGUCCACCACGCACGCCGUUUUCCUUGCACCAUCGGGACGGCACCCCUAACCACGUUGAAAUAUUUGACAUCACGAAUUCUCCAAGUCAACGUGGUGCAAUCUCUGAGACCACUUGCUUGUGUGACAUAUUUGGGGAUGAUUGUGAGUCAUCGUCGGCACCAAGCAGUCCUCCCAUUGGAUCAUUUAUCCAUUCCUACACCGAGGCGGAGAGAAAAACGGUUGCUUCACCCUUGGUGGAUGAAUUGAAUGACUCUUCAGGCUCAUACCAUACAGCACCAGGCUCUAUUGAAGGAGAAGAAGGGACUGACGACCGAACAGAGAGGAUUCAUAGCCCUGCACAGCAGGGUGAGUGCACUGUGUCUGAGCAGCCUGAGGAAAUCAUAGUGAGCUCAAAAAUUUCUAAAGAUAGUAGCUCAGGUUUUGAGUUGAAAAGUAAACCCUGCGCACCCCAGCUAAACACAGCAUGCUCUCUAUCUGAAUUUGACAACACAGACUUUGAGGAGAGGACCCCUUCUACUGGACGCAACAGCUGUUCUAGCCUCUGUUCACAGGAAACAGCCUCAUUUCUGUGUUAUUCCUCUACAGAGACGAGUUGUUCACCUUCAUUACUUCUUGCAGAAAGUGAACAAGUGAAACAAACCCCUGUGUUAAAUAUUACAAGGAAUAACAGUCUAUCCAGCUUGUCACAUCGAUCCCUAACUCCAAGUCCUUCCUGUGAGCCUGUGAACUGCACCUCUUCAUCCUCAGGAUCGGUGAAUACCCCGUGCCAGUUAAGAAGAAUAGAACCUGAGCCAGGGAGCACACACUUUAACAAAAACACCAGUUUAUCACCUGGUGCCACACCUUCAGAUCAAGCUUCAACUUUAGCAUCCAGAACUGACCUUUCACCUCAUUCACCUUCAUCUGGAUAUACAGAAUCCCCGCCACGAGAAGCACUGCCCUCUUCUAAGCCGAAUUAUACUUCCCCCUUGACUGAAAGUCAUGUCUCAUCUCCUUUCAGUGAGCUGAGAGGAAGAGUCUCUUUGCCUGAUCUUAUGAGUAGAGGCUCCACACCAGAUAUAGAAACAGAAAAGUCUUUCCAUAGCGCUGAGUUGACUGAAGAUUUCUGUACAACAGAAAUUGACUUUAAAAGUACUGAGUUUGGCACUGUCAUCUCAACAGCCUCCCCAAGAAAUACCCCGCCAUCUCCUGUUAUAUCAUUCAUCCCAUUUGUCAGUAAUAGUGCUGUGUCUGAAUUAAAGCUCAGCUCUCCAUCAUCUGACCUGUUGAGUGCACCAUCAGCACCAGCACUCCAUAAAAGUGGGUCAAGAACUUCCUCACCUGGAAUCUCAAGGCCUAAUUCUGCAUCUUCUGAAAUAAUCACACAGGCCCACACUCCUUCCCCUGUGAUCAGUUAUAGUUUAUCUCCAUCUCCUGGCAUUAGGAGCACCUGUUCUUCUGUCGAGAGUACACACACAGCACCUUCACCCGAGAUCAGGAUCACAGAAUCCUCGCCUAAGGUCAAAAGGAGAGACAAUUACUCUAAAGCGCAAACAACAGCAGACUCUCCCCUUUUAGAGUGUGAUCCAUCAAGAAGUUUAACUUCUUCCCCUCACAUCUCUGGAAUAUCGUACUCUGUUGUUCUACCUGAGCAGGAGCACACUUCCCCGUCUCCUGAGCUCUGUUGUCUCCCCACUCCUGAGUCUCACAUAACACUUGCAUCACCGGCUAGAAAAAACACCUCCCCUAGUCAAGAAAGUACAUCAAAAGACUGUUCUCAUCUAUCGGGAUUCUCAGAAUUGGCGCUACAGGCUGAAAUAGAUCAGUCCAGGUCAUUCACAUCUUCACCUCAGCCAAUGCAUUGCACUCCCUCACCUAACCUGAGAUACCAAAGCCCAAAUUCCUCACCUGAGCUCAGGAGUAGAGAUCCAUCCCCUACUACACCCUCUCCAGUGUACACAUAUAACCAACGUUCGCCAUCAACCCUCUCUUCUGAGUACAACACCCACUAUUUACAGCCAACCCCGCCUUUGGAGACAUGCGAGGGAGUCACCUCCUCCAAACCUGAAUUGGAAAGACAUGAGGUUCAACCAGAAUUUGAAUUGAACAAGGAAAACAAAGUACAUGACUCCAAAAGACUUUCCCCUGUUGUGCUGAUUCAAUCGCCAGUAUCUAAUUCACCUUUCCUAGCUGAGGAAAAGGUUGCCCAAGCACCCAGUGAACAAGACUCAAAGGACAGGCGUACACUGAAGGAAAUACCUGUUGCUGGGCCUACUAGUCAUUUUAUUAGCCCUGUUAAAAAUAAGUCAUUUCCUCCCAGUUUUCUGUUUGAUAAAAAUGGACGGGUUCAACAUAUUUCUAACAAGGCUAAAUCUCUACAGAGAGAAGAAAAACGAUUAAAUCAACACACACACAAUUCAUUCAAGUCGCAUUGUACAUCUGAUCACUCAAGACAAAGAUUUGGUGAAAGAACAAGGUUUGUGCAGAAUAUGGCCAACCAUGUUAACAGAAGGAAAACUCCUUCUCCCCCAUUAACCAGAUUUACACCUGUACACAUUAUAGCACCUGAGAAACCACGUCGACAGUGGCAGAACAGAGCCCCCCCUGACUUCGAAGUGUCCUCACAGAAUAGUUAUUUAAAGAAGACUGUGCUGAAUCGGGAAAGCCCCGAUAUUUUACCACUUGAUAAUAAUAGUCUGCCUCAAAGUGUCCGACUUGGAAAGCAAAUGGAAUUGGAAAGGAAAAUGCAGCAGGAGGAAAAGAGAGAAAGGCAAAGGGGGAUGAACAGAGAAAAAUAUAGGGAGGGGCAAGAGUUUGAAAAGUGGGAGGAGUGGGAAAGGGAAGUUAGUUACAGAGGGGAACAGGUUGAGCUGUCAUUCAAUGCCAAGAAUAGAAAAGGGCCUGCAAGUCCCGGUACAGCCCCCACAAACAGCGAGAACUGUCAGGGACUGCCAACAUUACAUACCUAUUCAGAGAGUUUGCCUACCACCAGACAGCCACAGGAACAACAAAGUCGACAGAAACUUUCUUCUCAUCGAGACAAGAGUGGUGGUCCAACCAGGCGACUUCAGAAUCCUGCUCCACAGAACAAGUUCAGUCCUGGAUCGGUCACAAACAGGCCUGGCCGCAGUUCAAGCUCUAGCAUGGGAAGUGAAUUGGAUGAGGCGGACAAUGAAGUGAAGUGGCUCACAGAUGUGGCUUUUCGUAGCCUGUCCAGCCCUGAGGUAGAUUACCUUGAUAUGUACAACUCCAGCCACCGAUCAUCUACCAACAUAUCCCAGCCAUCUACUCAAGAGAGCCCAGCUGGGAUUAGUGGUGCUUGGCCAACCUAUGCCGAUUUCAGGGGUUCUGCAUCAAAGCUGGACAGUGAUGACCUUUCAUUCCAGCAGCAUUCUCUCUACCAUUCGGAUGGAAUUGAUCCAGUCCCCUGCUAUGAGAUGGGAAGCUUUGAGUGCAUUGACGUGGCUGUGGAAAAAGAAGAGUCAAGAAAUGUCAGAAGAGGAGUGCCAAAGAGACAGAUCCAGUUGAAAAGAAAGGAGAGCGUGGAUGACAGCAGUGAAAAUAACAGUCCGGGUCUUCCCGUGAUGGAAAACAGCCCCUCACUUGAAAGGCCUUCAACAGGGGAAUUGCUGAGACAAUACAGUACUCCAGCAUCAGGCAAAGAAGGCUACACUCCUGAACCCAGCCCUGACCCUGAGCAAAAUGAACAAAAAUUCAAACUUCAAAAGUCUAGUUCUCUGGAUGAAACAUGCUCUAAAACAAAAAUGGCCACUUGCCUUAUCAAGAGUGUUUUGUCAAAGAAGAUGCAAAGUGCUGACAAAAAGCCUGAUGAGCCAGAGGAAGAUGAAGGAAACCCAGUUUUGGGGGGAAAUGACAACACUGAGGAGCUACAGGACUGUGACAACGUAAAUACCUUCCUGCAGUCUGACUACAGUCAUCCCUGCAGAGGUUUGGGUGCGACAGUAGAACACAGUCAAAGCAAUGGCAUCAGACAAGCAAAUAACUAUCAAGAAAAAUCAAAAAAACAACCAAGUUCAAACAGCAGCAACAGAAUUACUAACCUUUCACACAGUGACAACCAACAGUGGGGUUCUCAAGAAGGCAAUACAACCUCACCAGCAUCUGAAAUAAGAUCCGAACAUAGAGUGCCUUCGGAUAGCUCACUGCCAAGAGGUAAAAUACAACAUAUAGAUGAUGGCAAGCUAUUGCAUCAAAGCAAAGGAGGAGACUCACCAAAUGUCUUUGCCGGGAACACGGGAGCCCCUUCAGUGCAAGCCAGGAAGGCAAGCCAACAUCAGGAAUGUGAAAACACAGAGGUUCAUAAACAAGUGCAACAGGGUGACAAGCGCCGCCACAUGAUACAGAAAACAGAGGAGACCAUACUUCAUGGGGACAAGAAAAAGAAAGCAUCUCUUAAUGUCUGCCUUACACCAGAUGCAGAAUACAAUCAAGACAUGUCCUCACCAGAUAUGAAUUUCAGACUGAAGGGCGAAAACAUGCAAGAGACCAAUGAAGAUCUUAAAACGGACAAAGAUGAUAUAAAUGACGAAAGUAAAGUCAAGGGCCCUAUCCACAAAGUUAGAGAUGUCAGAAGACUUAUAAAGAAUACAUAUAAUCUGACUUUCAAAGCAACCAGCUGUGUAUCACCCCCAGACAUCACCGAGGACCGGAAUGAACAAUUAAGUGGGACAAACAAGGAGGGAAUUGAAGAGGAAGGAGAAGAAAAGACUGAAGGAAAGAAAGUGGAGUUAGGUCAGGAAAGCACAACUAAGUGCAUAGUGGAGAGGGGUGAAGAAAUAAAAGUGGAGGAGAAAGAUGAACAUUUGUCUAAAUUACCUUCACCACUUAAUCCGAGUGAAGGUAAGCCUCUAUCUCAAGUACAGCCGAUGCAAAUACAAUGUAAGGCAGUAUGCUGGAAAGACAAAAAAAAUCAAAUCAAACACCCUAAAGACCCAGAGAAUCAUGACAUUAAAACAUUGAUCUCUACAAACAGAGAGAAAGGUAAGAACCCCUCACAGGAAGGAUUGCAAGAACCACCAACUUGUGGAGUACCAAAUAAACAGGGCAAACAAGGUUUUAAUAUGCAGACAGAAUCACUGAUGUCAGACAAUGAGGACAAGCCUGUCAUGGUGAGAAGUGACAAAAAAACUCCCAUGUUAGGAAGUCUCCCCAAACUGCCAAGUAAGGAAAGAGAAGUGUCCACUGCUGUUGUGGUGAUAAGAGAUGGAUCUAGCCAAGCAAAGACUUGUGUACCACUGCCUCAGGAAGAGGUUCCCACCCUUCUUCAGGUCUCCUCACCCACUGAGAUGACAACCACUGGAAACACCACAAGCAGUAGUAGUCACUCAAUUUCAAUGUUAUUGAAGGAAAAAGGCUACCAAGCUGACAUCGGGGCAAUGGUGGGUAACAGCCAGAAUAAAACUAGGGGGGAAGAUGUCCCGCAAAAACAUGUGAACUGCUUGGAGGUCCCGCUCCAGACGUCUUCAGAUUGUGUAGCUGAGCUGCAUCAAGAGAAGUCAAUGCCUGCAUCAUCUAAUGUUCCUAGCCCUGCAUUGCUGCCUGAUCAUGUUGACAAGCCCUCAAAAACCAAAGAAGACGAAGGAGGUCCCAUUCAGCCAAAAACAACUAUCCCCCUUGGAAAUCGACAAGACCAACUUUUAUGUCUAAACAAACAAAGGGAACACAAAGACUUUGAAGCAAUUAAAAGACAGGACCCAACCUUCCCCCCAAGAUCACCUGCAAUAAGAAGAUUCAGACCUCAACCAAUUGAGGUGAGGUCCCUUUCUAAAGAGCCACCAAAACAAGGGAUAACCACAAAUAGCGCUGCAAACAGGCCACAAACCAUUAAAGUCAAAUCAAUCGCUAAAAACUCAGAAAAGCCAGCCGUACCUCCCAAACCAAUUUGUAAAUUCAAACCUGCAGAUUUAGGAGCAAAGACAAAUGAAACACUUGCCAUGACAAAUGGAAAACUUCAGAGUGAGGAGAGGCCUCAAACAAUAGUUGUGUCAUCACCCACAAUCUACAGGAAGAUCCCCAGUGAGUCCUCAGCAUCUAAUCAAACGAAAAAACUAUCUGUCUCUGCUGUAUCCAGCCUCAAACCUCCACCAAGCAAAAUAACAACAACGCCGAGUGUCACAAAUCUGGGUGCAUCAUCAUCAUCAAGUAAUGAGGCCUCCAAAGGUCAUCAGCAGAACCCAGGAACUGCCCCUGUGAGAUUAACAUAUGCUACGACCGCACCAUCAGUUCCCGUGCCAAGUAUUCCCUUAACCGAGGAACGAAAUUCUGAUACAGGACCAAAACAGGUGCCUGAAUCUUCUACAGAAGUCAGAACUUCAAGCCAUCCCACUGUUGUUGAGCCAAACCCGCAUGAAACAGCAGUGACAACAUAUUCAAACAAUCCAGAACCACCUGCUGCUAUCUCCACAUCACAAGCCCCCGGACACACACAGCAGCAAUACCGUAGGUCAGUGUCCGGUGAACACACUCAAAGAGCUGCUGACACGCAUUCUUAUGCCUCUGAUGACCCUCCAAGUUAUGAUGAAAGAGAGAGUUUUAGUCCCCUGAUGCCAGAUUUGACCCACAGGAGGCCAAAUCGCUAUCAGAACCCCUCGUUUCCUCCUCCUUGUUCCUGUACAGCUGGCUGCCCUGCUCAGCCAGCUUGCCCCCCGCCUGCACCCCAUCACCACCACAGCCCACACAACGUCACCCCACCGGUGCCUCCACACUCCCCAGGUCAUGCCAUACCCUAUCAAGCACCCCAGCCUCUUCUGCGUCCCCAUCAGCCCUUAAACUUCCAGCCCAGUUCAUCACCCAAGUCAAGUCCUCAAGGUCCAAGCCAACCACCCGCCAUGUACCAGCCUCUUCACCAGCCUCCGGUAUGUCCUCCACACGUGCCCAUUGACCCUCGACGGCUUCCUCACCAUAGAUCCCCCCAGCAGCAGCCACCCAGCAUGCCAGGUGCUCCUUACAGUGAUCCUGGCCACAGCCAUUCCCCUGGCCUCCCUCCCAUGGAUCCUCAAUACAUGUGUGGGCAGUAUGGCUCUGAGUACGGGGGUGACACAUCCAGUUUGUAUUCAGAGAGCAGUUAUGGGCAAACACCUCGACGAGUCCUCCUUGAUCCUGAAACAGGGAAGUAUUUUUAUAUUGAAGUCCCUAUGCAACCCUUGAGGAAGAUGUUGUUUGACCCAGAAACUGGCCAGUAUGUGGAAGUUCUCAUCCCCCAACAGGGCAUGUCUCACUCAGGCAUUUACCCUCCGACAGCAGCCCCAUACACGUCCCUCCACAACCCCAACAUGUAUGGACCAGCGCCACAGUACAUGCCCUAUGCUGCUCCCGUUGCUCAUCCUCAGUCUCAACACCAGCCGCCUCGAUAUCCUGAGGCUUUAUCUGCAGCGUCAAUGCACCCAAAUGCCCCCAGUAGCAACUACAGGAAUUGCUCUGGUCAGGGAUCCAAACCAGAAGGUCCAAACCAUCCACCAAUGGAGCAGAGCUACCUGGAGGGUAUGUAUUACGUUCCGACAGGGAUGAAUGCUAGCUCCAAUCAAACUCCGCCGGUCUACUACCAUAAACAUCCACCCGGCCUUCCCCCAUCAGGGGGCAAAAGGUCCUGAAAUAGCGGACAUGGGCCGUCUUGCUGGAGCCUGUCAAGUUUUAAAUACACACUGUAUAAAGUGGGAGCCUAAUGUUAGCUCGUAAUGUUAUUUGAGUUUUCAUGUUGUAAUUGAAGAGAGCGAUUCAGUAGUUGUUGUUUAUUCAUUGCCUCUAAGUGUCCGCUGAGUUAAAAAAAAAAAAAAAAAAAAACAUUUUUGAGAUAAUGCUUUUUAAAACGGGAGUGUGAAAGGGAGGUCUAUGUUAUAUAUAGGUUAACAGAUCCAUCAUUUUCAUGGUCUUUUUUGAUACAAGACACACUAAAGUCACCUUGCUCUGAGAUAAAAAUAAGCAAGUAACUGUUGUGUGUACUUUGCCAACGAAAAUUCUCCCAUGAAACUUGAAAAUGAGUUACGUUGUUGUCACUGUUGACAACUACAACUGUGUUACUUUGUCUCUAUUUUCUCAAAAUUGAACGACUAAUUUGUGCACAUGAUGUCUAUCACAGAAAUGCCAAUAAAAGAGGUGAGAUAUUUACUU
Messenger RNA from Corythoichthys intestinalis (scribbled pipefish), 8629 nucleotides. RefSeq lists its product as uncharacterized. NCBI's taxonomy places the organism in Eukaryota, Metazoa, Chordata, Actinopteri, Syngnathiformes, Syngnathidae. The record is from RefSeq and is a predicted model, not a curated record. The transcript has 3 exons. Gene Ontology annotation, cellular component: nucleoplasm. The coding region runs from base 478 to 8112 and encodes 2544 amino acids.